This is a messenger RNA of Mesorhabditis spiculigera, 3690 nucleotides long. NCBI's taxonomy places the organism in Eukaryota, Metazoa, Nematoda, Chromadorea, Rhabditida, Rhabditidae. The record is from the annotation of a GenBank genome assembly.
AUGCUCCCCGUUUUAUUGGCAUCAUCUUGUCGCGACACUUCUCGGGAUUGCGAGCGAAGGAAGGAUUUUUGUGAUGAAGAAAAGCAUAGGUUUGCUAUGAGUCUUUCCUGCCCAGUCACUUGUCAUCAAUGCUCUACGUUACUUGCAGCAGACGAUCCAAGCUAUAGCCCUAGUAAUCGAUGUGAAGAUCGUGCAUCUGACUGUGAUGAGAAUCUUGCUCUUUGCGAUAAUAUUUUAUUUCACCAUAUGAUGCGCAGACAAUGCGCGUUUACCUGUGGAUUCUGCAUCGACGUCAGUGUUAAAGGGAUAUCUAAGGAGAUCCGGAAAGCUACAGGCAACAGUGAGGAAGAUAUGACCAUAGUAGAUAUGUUGCGGCUUAUUCGUGGCCAGUCGAUAGUUGACAUUGAAGAUCUGACCUCUACCACUACAACCACUACAACUACUAUGACAACAGCCUGUAAGGACCGUGCGAUCGAUUGUCAAGCAAAAUCUGGCCUUUGCGACCAUAAGCAAUAUCUGCCUGUCAUGAAGCGGUUAUGCGUAUGCCUCCGGGGUACCGGAGGCAAUGAACUCGGCGGGAUGGCGUUCAACUUUAUCCUCACAUUCACCAUCUCAUUGGUGAUGGCUUUGGAAGAAGAUUGUGGUAAAUGUGAUUUGCGCUCAACAUGGUGUAAGCAGUGGGGUAACGGAACGACGAGUUGUGAAUGUCGGCAGGGGUGGAGUCCGGAUGGGAAUGGAGGGUGUUACUUAACCCGAACGAUCGAACGGUACCCUGAUGAAGUCCACGACCCCUCAGAAGACCCCUCUUGCGAAUUGGGCAAAGCCGAAAAAAUGGCCACAAGAAUUCUCACCGACAUCUUAUCAAAAUACGACAAAAACAUGGUCCCCAAGAUGCGAGGGGUUGAUGUGGAUGUGGAAUUGUUAGUCCAGAAAGUCUCCGAAAUCAACGAGAUUCAGAGUUCCUCCACAAUGCAUAUAUUAUUUUCGCAAAUUUGGCACGAUCCAGGGCUUUCGUUUGAGCACGAAGAAGGGGCGCAUUGUCUUAUGAAUUUGUCGUUAUCCCAUCGAAUGGUGGAGAGUAUCUGGCUGCCAAAUGUUUGUAUCGUCAACAGUAAAGGCUCCAAAGUACACAACUCUCCAACACCAAAUAUCUUUCUGGCAAUAUUCCCAAAUGGUACUGUGUGGAUGAACUACCGUAUCGUUGUGGAAUCGCCGUGCGAGAUGGAUUUUACAACAUUUCCUAUGGAUAGAGUGGUCUGCCAGACGAUAUUUGAAAGUUACUCAUUUAAUGUUGGAAAGGUCCGUCUUCAUUGGAAACGAAUGGGAGACCCAGUGGGUUUUAUGGAGGAAGAGGUGCGACUCCCCGACUUCUACAUGGCCGCCUCAAACCAUCGCAAAGCCACUUAUCAAUAUCCAGCUGGUGUUUGGGAUCAGCUAAACAUCACAAUGAUCUUCCGGCGUUCCUACGGUUUCUACAUCCUCCAAAUCUACCUCCCCACCUAUUGUAUGGUCCUCAUCUCGUGGAUCUCAUUUUGGCUGGACCGCAGGUUGAAAUCACUACCGGCCAGGGUAACACUUGGUGUCUCAUCGAUGAUGGCCUUGACGUUACAGUAUUCGAAUGUGGCUAAAAGUUUACCAAAGGUCUCCUACGUCAAGGGCUUGGAUUUGUUUAUGUUCGGCUGCGUCGGAUAUAUUUUCCUAUCCAUCGUUGAGCUGGCCAUUGUUGGAAUGCUCGAAAAUAAGCGCGAAUUGGCGAGCGAGGAAUUCCUGUCCGAAGAGGAAUUGCGCAAGAGCGUAGCUCAACGGACGUUCUCAAUAAAAGCCAUGAAAUCUGGAUAUGGUCGCCCGAUCCGAGCUUCAUAUCCUGAAUCACAUUGUGCAUCUCCGGAUGAAGUGGCGUGGAGGCAAAGAACCAACGCAACACUCCAAGAACCAAAACCUUCAGAAGACAAUGGUCAACAGGAUAAAGAAGAAAAUAAUCAGAUGCUAUUAUUUGUCCGCGGAGCUCGUGCCUCCCGAAAACGCCGAAAAAAGCUUAGCACAAUGAAACUGUUUUCAAAAUGGACCGGCGAGGACAUGGACCGUGCGAGCUGGAGAAGCAAUGAGACGAGGGGUGCCGAGAUGGCCUUCCACCUUCUACUUAGUCUUACACUAUCCAUUGUGUUAGCUCUUGAGGAGGAUUGUGGCAAAUGCGAUUUACGCUCAACGUGGUGUAAACAGUGGGGCAAUGGAACGACGAGUUGUGAAUGUCGACAGGGGUGGAGUCCAGAUGCGAAUGGGGGAUGUUCAUUAAUUCGCGACCUCGAUAUUCCGGCCCCAAUCCGCGACCCAUCGGACGAUCCAUCGUGCGAGCUCGCCCAGGCUGAGAAGAUGGCCACGAAAAUCCUCACCGACAUUCUUGCCAAAUAUGACCGUAACAUGGUGCCAAAAAUGCGAGGCGUUGAUGUGGACAUCGAGCUGCUCGUCCAACGGGUUUCCGAAAUUAACGAGAUUCAGAGCUCCUCCACAAUGCAUAUUCUGUUCUCGCAAAUUUGGCAUGAUCCAGCGCUGUCUUUCGAGCACGAAGAAGGGGCACACUGUCUGACAAAUCUGUCGUUGUCCUAUCGAAUGGUUGAUAGUCUAUGGUUGCCUAAUGUUUGUAUCGUCAACAGUAAAGCGUCGAAGAUACACGAGUCGCCGACACCGAAUAUAUUUUUGGCGAUAUUUCCGAAUGGGACGGUGUGGAUGAAUUAUCGAUUUGUGGUAGAAUCGCCGUGUGAGAUGCAUUUCGCAACCUUCCCUAUGGAUCGUGUGGUUUGCCAGACAAUAUUUGAAAGUUAUUCUUUUAAUGUUGGGAAGGUACGACUCCAUUGGAAACGCCAAGGCGACCCCGUCGGCUUCAUGGAAGAAAUUCGGCUCCCCGAUUUUCAAAUGACAUCAUUUAUCCAUGAGAAAGUAACGUACCAAUACCCAGCCGGCGUUUGGGACCAGCUAAAUAUAAAAUUGAUGUUUCGGCGCCGACAUGGCUUCUACUUGCUCCAGAUCUACCUACCAACCUACUGCAUGGUGCUGAUUUCGUGGAUUUCAUUUUGGUUGGAUAGGAGAUCAUUACCGGCUAGAGUGACACUUGGUGUUUCUUCUAUGAUGGCCUUGACAUUACAAUAUUCUAAUGUUGCCAAAAGUCUGCCAAAGGUCUCGUACGUAAAAGGAUUAGACUUGUUCAUGUUCGGAUGCGUGGGCUUCAUCUUCCUCUCCAUCGUCGAAUUGGCCCUCGUGGGAAUGCUGGAAAACAAGCGUGAAGUCGUUAAAGAAGAAUUCCUCUCUGAUGAAGAUCUACGGAAAAGUGCCGUUCAACGGACAUUUUCGAUUCGGUCGUUCAAGGGAGGAUUUCGGCGGCGAUCUGGGACUUCAUCUUGUGCAUCGCCUGAAGAGGCGGCUUGGCAAAAGCGUACGUACGUCAGUGGCCAAGAGCCGCGGCCGCCCGAAAAUCCGUCAAAUGCGGAGAAGGAGGAAUCGGAAAAUAAUCAGAUGCUCGUAUUCGUAAAAGGAGCGAAAGAUUCGCGAAAACGUCGGAAAAAGCUGGUGUCAGGAAAGCUAUUUUCAAAGUGGACUGGAGAAGAUAUGGAUCGAUUCAGUCAAAAGCUGUUUCCGGUCACAUUUACACUGCUGAAUCUCAUCUAUUGGAUGUACUACACGGCCAGGGCACAUGAU